Molecule: messenger RNA, 2039 nt
Organism: Galeopterus variegatus (Sunda flying lemur)
Lineage: Eukaryota; Metazoa; Chordata; Mammalia; Dermoptera; Cynocephalidae
Gene: TMEM175
Product: transmembrane protein 175
Exons: 13
Coding region: 456-2039 (527 amino acids)
Cellular component (GO): lysosome; endosome
Molecular function (GO): potassium ion leak channel activity; proton channel activity
Source: RefSeq, a predicted model, not a curated record
UCCCGCCCAGGUAGCUCGUCCCGACCCGCAGCCGCUGCCUACAGGCUCUGUUCGCGGGAGGCUCACUCCCGGCUCGCCCUGGCUUGAGUCAGCGCCGCGCCUCCGUGGGUGGAGUCCUUCCGGCUGCUCGCGCCGCGUUUGCGGACGGGCCCUGGGUGCACCAGCUUGCUUGCCGGCUGGUCGCGACGGCGGACGCCGCGGAGGUGACGGAGCCGCAGCACUGCUCUUCCUUCAGAGCAGGGCGUCGGCUCCGGGACGUGAUCGCUGAUGGGAGCCCCGUGCCAGAAAACCUUCGUUCUCGGCGACCCCCACCCUGCAGAGACCGCCCCGUGACCCUCGAGGUUCAUUCGCACCCUGGGCACUUUUCCAAGCUUCUGGAGAAAACAAAAAUCAGAUCUGCAAUACUGGACCUAGAAUCCUGUGCGUUACCAGUCACCUAGAGCUGCUCCUUCGGGAUGAAAGCGACUCACAGAGGAGAGUCUGCCCUUGGAGGUCAGCUCCUGCCACCACCGGCCAGUGGCCCCAUCAUGUCUGGGCCUGGGACCCCAGAGCAGACUCUGGAUGUGCAGGGGGAUGGCCCCCUAGGCAGAAGGGACAAGGAUGCUGGGGAGGAGACACAGAGCUCCCACCGCAUGCUCAGCUUCAGCGAUGCACUGCUGUCCAUCAUCGCCACCGUCAUGAUCCUGCCUGUGACCCACACAGAGAUCUCCCCCGAACAGCAGUUUGACAAAAGUAUACAGAAACUUCUAGCAACCAGGAUUGCUGUCUACCUGAUGACGUUCCUGAUUGUGACUGAGGCUUGGGCAGCACACACAAGGUUGUUCCAGGCUGUUGGGAAAACAGAUGACACGCUUGCCUUGCUUAACCUGGCCUGCAUGAUGACCAUCACGUUCCUGCCAUACACGUUUUCCUUAAUGGUGACCUUCCCUGACGUGCCUCUGGGCAUCUUCUUGUUCUGCAUGUGUGUGAUCGCCAUCGGGGCUGUACAGGCACUGAUUGUGGGGUACGCAUUCCACUUCCCACACCUGCUGAGCCCGCAGAUCCAGCGCUCGGCCCACAGGGCCCUGCACCGGCAGCACAUCCUGGGCAUCGUGUUCCGGGGCCCAGCUCUGUGCUUCAUGGCAGCCAUCUUCUCCCUUUUCUUCUUCCCCAUGUCAUACCUGCUGAUGGCAACAGUCGUCUUCCUCCCCCACGUCAGCAAGGCCACCAGCUGGUGCAGAGACAGGCUCAUGGGCCGCCGAGAGACCCCAGCUCACAGUGUGCCAUUCACCUUUGACCUCCACCAGCCACUCAGCAAAGAGCGUGUGGAAGCCUUCAGUGACGGUGUCUAUGCCAUCGUGGCCACCCUCCUCAUCCUGGACAUCUGUGAGGACAAUGUUCCGGAUCCCAAGGACGUGCGGGAGCAGUUCCACGGCAGCCUCGUGGCGGCCCUGAGCGUGUAUGGGCCGCGCUUCCUGGCCUACUUUGGUUCCUUCACCACCGUGGGCCUGCUCUGGUUCGCCCACCACUCGCUCUUCCUGCAUGUCCGCAGGGCAACGCUGCCCAUGGGGCUGCUCAACACGCUCUCGCUGGCCUUCGUGGGCGGCCUCCCGCUGGCCUACCAGCAGACCGCAGCCUUUGCCCGGCAGCCCCAUGACGAGCUGGAGCGUGUACGCGUGAGCUGCGCCAUCAUCUUCCUCGCCAGCAUUUUCCAGUUUGCCAUCUGGACCACAGCCCUGCUGCAGGAGGCAGACACGCUGCAGCCGUCAGUACGGUUUGGCGGUUGUGAGCACGCGUUCAUGUUCGCCAAGCUUGCCCUAUACCCCUGUGCCAGCCUGCUGGCCUUUGCCUCCACCUGCCUCCUGAGCAGGUUCAGCACGGCCAUCUUCCACCUCACACAGAUCGCUGUGCCCUUCGCCUUCUUGCUGCUGCGCCUGCUCGUGCGCCUCACCCUGGCAGGUCUGCGGGGCCUGCGGGGCCUGGCCCAGCCAGCAGAGCCCCUGCCAAGCCAUGCGGGUGAGGCCGACGCACAGUCACAACUCCUCCCCGCUCCCUGCUAG